This is a messenger RNA of Phialemonium atrogriseum, 1927 nucleotides long. Its product is annotated as protein arginine N-methyltransferase 2. The coding region runs from base 106 to 1470 and encodes 454 amino acids. Gene Ontology annotation, molecular function: protein arginine N5-methyltransferase activity. Gene Ontology annotation, cellular component: nucleus; cytoplasm. The transcript is spliced from 3 exons. NCBI's taxonomy places the organism in Eukaryota, Fungi, Ascomycota, Sordariomycetes, Cephalothecales, Cephalothecaceae. The record is from RefSeq and is a predicted model, not a curated record. Gene Ontology annotation, biological process: peptidyl-arginine methylation.
CGGCUGAUAAGUUUGAUAACUAACAGGGUGCUCGCGUGACCUCUCGAAAAAGACAAGAAUAGCAAGAGAGGGGGAAGGAACCAAAAAAGAAAGAAAAAAAGAACCAUGGCGACCGACCCCGUCCCCGACCACGACGCAAUCUCCUCACGCAUCUCCCCCACCUGCCCCGCUGACACGCAGCAGCUCCUGACGGCGUCAUGGUCCCACGACCUCGCCGCCCUGAAGCGCCUCCUCGCCCUCCCGGGCAGGGCCAGCAACAGUAGCAGCUGCCGGGACCCCCAGACGGGCGAGACGCCGCUACACGCCGCGAUCCGGUCCUGCGGGCCCCGGCUUGAGGCGGGGCAAGACGAUGACGACGACGAGGCCAAGGCAAGGACCACGGUCCACGAGCUCUUCCUCUCGGGCGCCAUCUGGAACGACGUCGAUGACCGCGACGAGACCCCCGGCUGCGUCGCGCUGCGCCUGGGCAGGACGGCGCUGUACGACCUGUGCGUCGAGGCCGGCGCGAGGGCCGAGAUGCUGUUCGGCCUGCUGGGCGGGUACGAGGAGCUCGAGUCCGGGUCGGACGAGGAGAUGGGCAACGGCGGCGACGACGCAGAGGUGGAGGUGGAGAACGAGAACGGGCUCGGGACCGUGGCCGAGCUGGACGACGACAACGGCGAGGAAGCUCCCCAGCUCGUCGAGGCCGAUGAUGCGACGGCGGCGGUGGCACAGGAGGGGGCCGAGUUCGUGUCGCCGCCCAAGGGGGACGAGGGCGGGGUGACGAGCGAGGAAUACCUGCGGUCGCGGCUGACGUACUCGGACGGCAAGCUGGUGGACGACGAGCGCAACGGGGUCAUGAUGGCCUGGGAGACGGACAUCAUGCGGCGGAGCGUGGACGCGCUGCUCCCGGGCCGGCAGCCGGGGAAGAGGAUACUGAACAUCGGCCUCGGGAUGGGCAUCAUCGACGCCAUGUUCGCCGAGACCGCGCCCGCGCGCCACCACAUCAUCGAGGCCCACCCCGAGGUCCUGGAGCACCUCUCGGGCCCGGACGCCGAGUUCGGCGCGCGGUGGGAGUCUGGCGCGCCGGCGCCGGGGGCCUACAAGGUCCACCACGGCAGGUGGCAGGACGUCUGCCCCCGACUGCUACGGGAAGGGGAGGUGUACGACGCCAUCUACUUCGACACGUUCGGGGAGGACUACGGGCAGCUGCGCAAGUUCUUCACCGAGUACGUCGUGGGCCUCCUCGAGCAGGACGGCGUCUUCGGCUUCUUCAACGGCCUCGGGGCGGAUCGCAGGAUCUGCUACGACGUGUAUACAAAGGUGGUGGAGAUGCAUCUGGUGGAUGCCGGGCUGGACGUGGACUGGCAAGUCGUCGACGUCGAUUUGAAGGGGCUGGAGGAGGCCGGUAAAGGGGAGUGGGAGGGCGUCCGGAGGAGGUACUGGACACUUGACAAGUAUCGACUCCCGGUUUGUACGUUUCUAGGUUAAAGUCCCCUUCCUUGCGCAAACCCGACACUCGGUGCUCGGGCAUUACCAAGAGCAAGAUCCUUCCACAGCCUGAAUUUAGCCCCGAAGUAAAGAGAGAGACAGCGCGUUUUGUUGGACCCACGAGGUCGAGGCUCAAGUGAAGUUCUCCGGGUGCAGGAUACCCGCCAGGUUACCUUCCUUGACCCGCUUCAGUGUGAGCGCGGCGAUCAGGGCAGCUCCGACGCCACUACCGUCUUCGGCCGCCAGGAUCUCAAUGGGGUCUUCCUCCUUGGGGUCCGUCUUCACGGGCCAAUCCAAGAUCUCCCGCAGGGCCUUUGCGCCACGAGCCUUGAAGUGGGGAUACUUGUUAAAGACCGAUCCGUCGGCACCGACGUGGCAGCUCUUAUAGCCCUUCUUCUUGCUAAUCGCAGCGACGCCACAAGCCGAGAGGCGGGCCGCACGAGUGCCGAUCAGUUCG